This is a messenger RNA of Impatiens glandulifera, 1331 nucleotides long. RefSeq names its product dof zinc finger protein DOF3.6-like. The transcript has 2 exons. NCBI's taxonomy places the organism in Eukaryota, Viridiplantae, Streptophyta, Magnoliopsida, Ericales, Balsaminaceae. Gene Ontology annotation, molecular function: DNA-binding transcription factor activity; DNA binding. The record is from RefSeq and is a predicted model, not a curated record. The coding region runs from base 144 to 1142 and encodes 332 amino acids. Gene Ontology annotation, biological process: regulation of DNA-templated transcription.
AUCUUUCCCACUCUCAUAAUUUUCUUCUCUCUGCCAACGAGCUAUCUAUAUCCAUCCUUUGAUAUUAUUAUUCUCCACCAUAAUCAAAACCAACUUUUACAAAAAGAGAACGUGGAAUUAAACAUCAUCAAAGGCAGCCAUCCAUGGACUUCCAAUCAUCUCCUCUUCCUCCUCAUCAUCAUGUCUAUCUUGAUCCUCCUCCUCCUCAAUGGUCUCAGCAACAAGAAGGUGGUGGUGGUAGCUCCGAUGAAGUAAGCCAGCAACAACUCAUCCCUUCCAUCGUACAAGACCAUGGAUCGGCCCAGGGGAGACCACCUGGAUCCAUGGUGGUGCAGGCUCGUCUAGCCAAACUACCACCGCCGGAGGCUGCUUUGAAGUGUCCAAGGUGUGAAUCAACCAACACUAAGUUUUGUUACUUUAACAACUAUAGUCUCACUCAGCCCAGACACUUCUGCAAGACUUGUCGUCGCUAUUGGACACGUGGCGGCGCCUUGAGAAACGUGCCCGUUGGAGGCGGUUGCCGCCGCAACAAGAAGAUCAGUAAGAGGAAAAGGGGAUCAUCAAAAUCUCCAGUAAAGUUAGCAAACUCUCCUAUUAAUUCUAAACCUAUCUCAUGUGGGUCGGGUAAUUCUAUUUUCGAGAAUUUCCUUUGCCAAACUCAUCCAACCGCCCACUUGCCGAUUCUACCUAAUUUACCUCCGUUAAGUGAAUAUAGCCAGGCCGAUAUUUAUGGUCAGGCGGCUGCAGGACUUGGUGGUAUGGGAUCAGGUGCGCUAGGGCUUAUAUUAGGGAACAGAUCAUUCGAUGAACAACAACAGUGGAGGGGGGCUCAUCAUCAGUUUCCGUUCUUGGCAGGUUUAGAUCCGAAUCCACUUUCAAUAUCCACUACUACUUAUAACCCAUCUGAAACCGACGUUGUUGAUCAUCAUCCAUUAAUGAAAGUGGAAUUAGGAAGUAUGGGGGUAAAUUUAUCAAGAAAUUUGUUGGCAAGUAUAAAUGAUCAUGAAAAUAUUGGGAAUCAUGAUCAUCAGUAUUGGGCCGGCGGUGGUAAUCAUACUAAUAUUAUUGCAUCGUCUGCAUGGAUCGAUCAUCUCUCUGGUUUUGACACUUCUUCUUCUACACCUACUAGACAUCUACUGUGACAAGAUCUUCUUUCUCUCUCUACAAUAUUCCAUCAUUCAAUUCCUUUGUUUAAUUACUUACAUAAUAUGCAUGUGUGUGUGUGGUUUAUAUAUUCACAUCUUUGAAGACAUGAUUAUUUAAAUGUUUGUGUUUGUUUAAUGGACAUGCGCACAGUGUAAUAGAAACUAUAUACAUUUGUUAUCUCUUAA